CCCACGACUACUGACUGUGGUCAAGCAGAAAGAUGCCCAGAGAAAUAAUCACAAUCCAAGCCGGCCAGUGCGGCAACAAUGUCGGCUCGCAAUUCUGGCAACAGCUCUGUCUCGAACACGGAAUAAGUCAGGAUGGCAAUUUAGAGGAUUUCGCAACUGAAGGCGGCGACCGUAAGGAUGUCUUCUUCUACCAGAGUGAUGAUACUCGGUAUAUCCCCCGAGCGAUCCUUCUGGAUCUUGAGCCCAGAGUCCUCAAUGCUAUUCAAACCGGUCCCUACCGAAACAUCUACAACCCCGAGAACUUCUUCAUCGGACAGCAGGGCAUUGGCGCUGGAAACAACUGGGGCGCUGGUUACUCUGCGGGUGAAGUUGUCCAAGAGGAGAUCUUCGACAUGAUCGAUCGAGAGGCGGAUGGGAGCGAUUCACUGGAGGGAUUCAUGUUCUUGCAUUCGAUCGCAGGAGGCACAGGCUCUGGUCUGGGCAGCUUCAUCCUUGAGCGGAUGAACGACCGAUUCCCCAAGAAACUAAUGCAGACUUACUCUGUCUUUCCCGACACGCACUCUGUGGACGUGGUCGUCAACCCAUACAACAGUCUGCUCACCAUGCGGCGGUUGACGCAAAAUGCCGACUCAGUUGUUGUGCUGGACAAUGGUGCUCUCUCGCGAAUCGUUGCUGAUAGACUCCAUGUGCAAGAGCCGUCAUUUCAACAAACAAAUCAGCUUGUAUCCACUGUGAUGUCCGCCUCCACCACCACCCUCCGUUACCCCGGCUACAUGCACAACGACCUGGUUGGGAUCAUCGCUUCCCUGAUACCCACGCCCCGCAGCCACUUCCUCAUCACCUCGUACACCCCCUUCACCGGCGACAACAUCGAGCAGGCCAAGACGAUCCGCAAGACGACCGUCCUGGACGUGAUGCGCAGACUCCUGCAGCCCAAGAACCGCAUGGUGUCGAUCAACCCCAGCAAAUCCAGCUGCUACAUCAGCAUCCUCAACAUCAUCCGGGGCGAAGCCGACCCGACCGACGUCCACAAGUCGCUGCUCCGCAUCCGCGAGCGGCGCCUGGCGUCGUUCAUCCCGUGGGGCCCCGCCAGCAUCCAGGUGGCCCUGACGAAGAAAUCGCCGUACAUCCAGGACACGCACCGCGUCAGCGGUCUGAUGCUGGCCAACCACACCUCGGUCGCCACUUUGUUCAAGCGGAUCGUGCAGCAGUACGACCGCCUGCGGAAGCGGAACGCCUUCCUCGAGCAAUACAAGAAGCAGAGCCCCUUCUCGGAUGGUCUAGGGGAGUUCGAUGAGGCCCGCGCUGUGGUUAUGGACCUGGUUGGGGAGUACGAGGCGGCCGAGGGUGAGGAUUACCUGGAUCCCGAUGCUGGAAAGGACAAAGAGCUUGGAAUCUGAUGUGUAAACGAACGCCCUUUUGUUCUAUUCCUGUUCGCAUUUUUAAUUUUUGUGUGUGUGUGUGUGUGUCUGCGUUUGGACAUUGCUCUGAUGUGGUUCCUUUUGUUUAAUGACUGACUACCAAGGGUUGACUGGUGUAUAUCAAGCGGCGAAGGCGUUUCUCAAAUUGAUCGUUGUUUUUCAUUUUUCUGAUAAAAAAAAAACAAAACCAACUUAGA
Molecule: messenger RNA, 1618 nt
Organism: Aspergillus japonicus CBS 114.51
Lineage: Eukaryota; Fungi; Ascomycota; Eurotiomycetes; Eurotiales; Aspergillaceae
Product: gamma-tubulin mipA
Exons: 8
Coding region: 33-1400 (455 amino acids)
Biological process (GO): mitotic sister chromatid segregation; mitotic cell cycle; meiotic spindle organization
Cellular component (GO): spindle; nucleus; microtubule
Molecular function (GO): GTP binding; structural constituent of cytoskeleton
Source: RefSeq, a predicted model, not a curated record